UCAGGCACGUCUUUUGGACCCCUCUUUGCUCUUUCACAUUCUUCUCACCUCCAGCUCUCCAGAUUGAGCCGAGAAGAGUCAACCUUGGUUUACUUCUCCAUGCGACAAUUUGAAUACUUGCUCCUGGCGGCCUUUAUUAUCUCUAUCGAUUAGUCUUACAGGUUACAGACACAUUCCUUACGUCUCCAACCAUUGAUUGUAAACAAGAUGGCACGCGAGACUAUCACUAUGGAAAACUUUGACGAUUCCACCGGUUCAGAUAUUCCUCCUCGUCCUUCUCGAGAGAAAAGGCGCUCUCACAGCAAACACCGCCGCCACAAGAGCAGGACUAGAGACACAACCUUGGAUAGCCCCGAUCCAACAAAUGAUCCAGGACUUGUGGGCCUUCUCCAAGAUCUCAAUGACGGAGUCCUUACAACCAAGAGCCGCAUGCGUGCCUUUACAACUUUUCUCGACAUCAAAAACGAAUAUCACUCGGAAUUCUUGAAGAAUCUGUGGGGUUAUGUGAACAAGAACCGCUGUUACGACUGGGAGAAGCUACGGCGUGAUGAAAAAGUGCGUAGAGUCUGCGCUACCACGUUCGUUGAUCACUUCGGCCAGAAGUACUGGGGAGAGAAGAGCAGAGCUCGAUAUCUCAUGGAGGGUAGCUUGGAGCGGCCGGAGAACUUGUGCGUGUAUCCGCAGCGCAAGGAGGUGAUGAUCCGUGCUGUGACUCUGCUUCUUGAGAAAAAGUCGUCAUCUCGCGAGGUGUUACAGACCGGUAGCAGUGGCGAGGGAGAUGUCGCGCCUGUUACAGAAUCCGCUAUCUCGGAGACUGUCCUGAAGGCCCGGAAGUCUAAGAAGAAAGACGCCAAACGGGCCUCAUAUCACGAGCGUCUCACUCCCGAACUUGGGACUCCGGAGAUCGUGCAGAAUAUGGGCCUUCCCCUCUGGGAACCACCGUAUUAUCAUACUGAACCCAAUACCCCGGACGAUGAGGGAGAGGACGUCGAAACUUUUGCUGAGAUUGAAUCCAAAUAUAUGCGUCAGACCACCUUUCUACUCUCAACUGACACAGAGCAAGAGAUGUUCCCUGUCCAUAUCCCUUUCCAUCGCUUCUCACGCGUUUCCGCGUUCUUCACCUCCAUGAUGGACGAGUGCGUACUCAAUGAGAAGGAUGAUACCAUGGAUACCAUGCAGAUCGACGACGAAUCCAACACUGAUGGCCAGAUUGGACGCAUCUUAGCUGCUUCCGUUGGGUUCGAGUGGUGUGGAUACAAGAUCCUGGUUCGUCCUGGAAAGGAAGACGACUGGAAGAGGGUUAUUGCGCAGUUGAGAGAGGAGUGGCUUUUGAGAGACUUGGGGACCAAGGAGGUUCCUUAUUGUGGGUUUCAGAUCACAGUGAAGCUCCAUCUCAAGAAACUCAGAUGAUCAUUAUCGAGUACGGACAUUGGGGGAGCAUCACUAACUUCAGAAAAUAUGAUCUAUGAUCAUUGAUACCAGUACAUGAGGUCGACUAUUUCUGUCUCACUGUUCCCGCGGUGUAUGUAUGUACUAUGCGC
Molecule: messenger RNA, 1541 nt
Organism: Paecilomyces variotii
Lineage: Eukaryota; Fungi; Ascomycota; Eurotiomycetes; Eurotiales; Thermoascaceae
Exons: 4
Coding region: 208-1410 (400 amino acids)
Source: RefSeq, a predicted model, not a curated record